AUGGCCGACGGAUGUAAGGUCCACAUUGAUAAGUUGGAUGUGGAGAACUAUAUGACGUGGAUUUCGAAUAUUAAGUUUUUUCUGACUUCCAAGGACUUAUGGAACGGGGUUGAGGAUCCCGUAGCGCAUCCGGCUCAAUCAAACAAAGCGUUGUCCAUCAUCGGGCUAAACGUUGAGGACCAUCAUUUGGGGUCGAUUGAGGAGUGCAAAACCGCAAAGGAGGCGUGGGAUCUCCUUGAGAAGACCUACAAGAGCAAAACCAAUACAACGAAGAUGCAACUCAGGCAAGAGCUGCGUUCUCUCAAGAUGAAGUCGGGGGGCAAGGAGAAGGGCCACGGCAAGGAUGAGAGCCGGAGCAAGGGUCCCAAGUGCUAUAAUUGCGGGGAGUACGGUCACAUUGCUCGGAAGUGCAGUAAGCCGGAUAGGCGGGAGCACAAACCGGAGCAAAAGAAGGGGGGCAAACCUCCCAAGGGUGUGGCCUUUAGCAACAUUGAGGGGGUGUCGACUGACGAGUGGCUAGUCGAUUCGGGUAGCUCCCAACACCUAACCGAGGACAAGAGCCUAUUUGAGACCCUCGAAAUGUUCGGGGGGAGUGGCCAAGAGUUCACGUUCGGGGACAAUGGAACCCUAUGGGCAGAGGGGAGCGGCUCGGUAGAGCUGCGUGGUGCGACACCGACCGGAGAAAGUCUGGAAGACGAGAAGUGUGAGCUUGAGGUUGACGGGGAGGUAGUUCUUGUGGCUCGGAAAGUGACGAGGGUCUAUGUGGUCAACCGAGCGGAGAAGGAGACGUGCUUCCUUGUAAAGGAGCCGGAAACGGCGGAGCUGUGGCACCGACGGUUGGGACACGCCGGGUACAAAAACUUGGCGAAGAUGGUGCAAAGGGACCUUGUGGAAAAGGAAAGGGUGAAACCGAAAAAGCGAGGUGGCCAAGAUCACAGAGCACAUGAUCAACCGGUUGGAGUUGCAAUCGGGAAGCAGCUCAAGUCGGUGCGGACGGAUCGGGGCAAGGAGUAUUUCAACAAGGUCCUAGAAGAGGCUUUCGGGGGCAAGGGGACAAUCCACGAGAAAACCGCCCCCUAUAGCGCCGAGCAGAUUGGGACGGCGGAACGGCUUAACCGGGUUCUGGAGGAGAAGACCCGGCCAAUGCUUGAGGACUCGGGGUUGGCCGAAGAGUUGUGGGCGGAAGCCGUGGUGACGGCCAACCACACCCGGAACCGGACGCCCCCGGACUCGAAGGCGUACAGGUUGCUCAGAGACCGUGCCGGGAAGUUAAUUAUCUCCCGGGACGUCAUACACUUUGACGAGGGGAUCGGGGAAGACGGGGUUGUCGAGCUUGGCUCCGACCCCACGGACGGUUCCCAGACGGCGGAGGGUCCCGGCGCACAGGUUCACACGGAGGCCCAUGAGGGGCUAAAAGUUGAAUCUCUGCGCGAGGGCGACGCGGCGCGCGCGCGCCCGACGACCCGCGGCCGCCGCGCGCGCUUUCACAAACGGGCCAAAAUGAGGGCAAGUUUGAAACUGUGCGCGAGACCAGCAGAGCCGGAACAGAUUGAGGAGGAUAUCGGGAGGCAAAAACCGGCUGCCCAGAGGUACCCCGCGCGCGAAAGACGCGCAUCGGGGGAGUGGUACCGCGCUAACUUAGCGGCGGAACCGAAGGCGGGGGAGCACCUCAAAGGGACGGGGAAGCACCUAGACCUGCAAAGCUAUCAGGAAGCCAUAGGGGGAGAAGAGAGUGAACUAUGGCGGAAGUCGAUGGACGAGGAGAUGCGGUCCUUGUUGGAGAAUGGGACUGGGGAGCUCGUCAAAAAAUCGGAAGGGGUCAAGCCGGUUCUCAUAAAGUCGGUUUACAAGAUAAAGCGGGACGCUCUCGGCAAUGUGGAGCGGUACAAGUCCCGGCUGGUGGCGAAAGGGUACUUGCAAAAGCAGGGAACUGACUUUGAGGAGGUCUACGUUCCGGUGAGCAAGCACACCACAUUGCGUGCAUUGUUGGCGGUGGUCGCUGAGCGCGACUUGGAGCUGCACCAGCUGGACGUUAAGACGGCGUUCCUCAAUGAGGAGCAGGAGGAGGAGAUCUACAUGCAGCAGCCGCAGGGAUACGAGCAAGGCGGGCCCAACAUGGUCUGCCACCUCAAGCGCACCAUGUACGGCUUGCGCCGGGCGCCGCAUGCAUGGUACAUGCGCCUGAAUGAGGAGCUCGGGAACUUUGAGUUCGUGGCGUCAAUGGCAGACGCGGCGCUCUUCAAGGAGAUAGUAGCCGGGGAGCGGGUUUACCUGGUGGUGUGGGUAGACGACAUUCUAGUGGCGGGGCGGACCGCAUUGCCAAAUGAGUGCGUGGGAAGCAUGUUGUACUUGAGUGUGUGCACUCGGCCCGACAUUGCACAGGCAGUGGGCGCGCUUGCGCGCUUUAUGGCGAGGCCGACAGAGGAGCACUGGCGGGCGACGCUUGGAGUUGUGCGCUACCUGGCGGGUACGGGUGAGGACGGGGUGACCUUUGGGGGGAGCGGAGAGACUCUCAUCGCUUAUUGCGACGCAGAUUACGUGGGUGACGUGGACACAAUGCGGUCCACAACGGGUUUAGGGUUUUAA
Molecule: messenger RNA, 2586 nt
Organism: Klebsormidium nitens
Lineage: Eukaryota; Viridiplantae; Streptophyta; Klebsormidiophyceae; Klebsormidiales; Klebsormidiaceae
Source: the annotation of a GenBank genome assembly